AUGGCUCUCCCGGCCUGUUUUACGGCCAGAGGAGAGCUGUCGAAGGCCUCUGAACAACCCAAGUCGACUUUUCUGCCAUCUAACACCCGAUAUUUUCCUAUCAGUAAGAUUAAACAAAUCUUCGCGACAAACAACUGCCUAAGAGAUGUGUUUUUGUGCGAGUGCGCGGCUUGCACCAGAGACUCUGGGCUGACCUUGGAGCAUCGUGAAGCGCUCUUUAAUCCAAACGAUUUUGGAAGUUAUGUGACGGUGUACGCCUUGCUUAUCUGGCAUCACCGAGCGGGGUUGAUUCACCUUUUCCAACAGCAUGAAGUUUAUCUCAGCAAUACCACGUUUUUCAACGAGGGAAGUUUGGAGUUCCUCCGCGGGGCUGGAGUGGCAGGCCAGGAGAUCAUCAGUGAUAUCCUCCGCGACCAGUACAGUUUUCAAAUCCGGACCUUGGAGCCAUGCAGGCAGCCAACGACGAUUUCCUCAUACGAAACUUUGCCCAUUAUCGAGGACGAGGAGCGGAAGGGGCGAGGCGAUUUUGGCCAAGUAUAUGGCUUUCGCAUCCCGUUCGAUGAAUACCGGGGGGAGGAAUUUCGUCGUAAUAAUCGGUUUGCACGCAAGAUAUUCAAUACAGACGACAAUACAUCCGGGCUGAAGGAAUGGUUUACACUGCUUCACCUCAAACGAAUAAACCAUGGCCAUCUGAUGCCCGCUCUUGGGGCCUUUUCCCACGGGAAACACUUUUUUAUCCUAUUUGAAGAAGCGAGCGAGACCUUGGGCACCUAUCUUAAAAGCGAUGGCACAUCAUUUCGACCUCAGGAAUUGUGGAAACAAGUUCAAGGCCUGGCGGAGGGGCUGGCACAUCUGCAUGGAAAGGACAACGACAGGAUCGCCUACCACCGAGACCUAAAACCUGCAAAUAUCCUAAUUGUCCGGGGAACGAUGAAAAUUUCAGAUUUCGGACUUCUACAGUUCAAGUCUCCCGGGCCGAUUGGUGACUCAAACCCUUCCAUAGCCGACGAUAUAUUUGAUUCUCGAGCUUAUGUCGCCCCCCAAAGUAAAGACGGGCGCUAUACACGACCUAUGGAUGUAUGGUCGCUUGGUGCCAUCAUUUCAGAGAUCGCAACAUUUGACCUGGAAAAGAAAGAGGGGGUCCAGCAGUAUCGAAGUGAGCGGAAACAAGAUAUGGAGGAAGGCCAGAAUUAUGCCUUGAUGCGAUUCCACAAUAAGGGGAAAAUGAAAAUAUCGGUACGAGAAAGACAUAAGAAACUGCAUGAUAAAGUGAAGCGAAGUAUGCGGCCCCAGAAUCGCGAAGAAAUCGACCACUUUCAGCAGAAAUUCCUCACGGAGUCGUUUUUUGGGUUAGUGGAAGAAAUGCUCUGGGAUGGCGAUGGAGGGUGUCCAUCAGCUGAAGCUGUGGCUACUCGCUUGCAGGAGCUCUAUUAUCACGCUCUUACGCCUCGAGGCCCCGACCGACCCUCUACAUCUCCAGAAGGAGACAUCUGGGAGGAUAUAGAAGGGAGGAGGCUGAUUGAUAGUCCAUUGAAUGCCAACUGUCGACUGCAAGUUGCAAAAUGUGGACUGCUUUUACACGGACUGGCCCAGAAUCAAUCACUCCUGGUCCGAUGUUUCAUUCGUGAAUCGGCGGAUAUGCAAUUACACGAAAUUAGAGAGACAUUCAUGCGAAUGGGCCAAAAAUAUCCAAGUAUUAUUCCUGAUUAUGUUUCCAACACCGACGAAAGGAAAGGCUUCAAUGUGACGCUUUACCAACCCGAUCGCCGAUACUACACCUAUAAAUUCGCCAAUCUUCGAGACAUGCUCAACUUACAGGCUGCUAUGACCAAUCAGUAUGCAUAUGAAUUCUUUGCCCUAUUCAAAAAGAACAACUUCCUUCGACCAACACCAACGCCUGUUAUGAAAAUUGACAAUGCAACUACACAGUUGUGGUCCGAGGGGGACUUUGAUGAAGAGGAUCAGAAACUUUGGGACGAUACGAGCUGGGCCCUUGCGCCUAGGAUGCACGUGGCCAUUCUGUCGAUGAUGACUCAAAAACUAGUCUUGAUCAAAGGUAGGUGGACCUGGAGCAUUAUUGCGUCAAAUUUGAAACUAAGCGGACCAAUUUUUCACUUAAAGUGA
This is a messenger RNA of Aspergillus wentii DTO 134E9, 2124 nucleotides long. Its product is annotated as protein kinase family protein. The coding region runs from base 1 to 2124 and encodes 707 amino acids. NCBI's taxonomy places the organism in Eukaryota, Fungi, Ascomycota, Eurotiomycetes, Eurotiales, Aspergillaceae. The transcript has 6 exons. The record is from RefSeq and is a predicted model, not a curated record. Gene Ontology annotation, biological process: peptidyl-threonine phosphorylation; peptidyl-serine phosphorylation. Gene Ontology annotation, molecular function: ATP binding; protein serine/threonine kinase activity.